Molecule: messenger RNA, 1272 nt
Organism: Aspergillus pseudotamarii
Lineage: Eukaryota; Fungi; Ascomycota; Eurotiomycetes; Eurotiales; Aspergillaceae
Product: DUF4419 domain-containing protein
Exons: 1
Coding region: 1-1272 (423 amino acids)
Source: RefSeq, a predicted model, not a curated record
AUGCCUGUCACUCUGACCACUGCGGGCCAUGAAGCCCAAGGCUGGAAGAGCCCUAGGGUAUCUAACUCGGAACAACUGUUCCAACAGUCGCGGCCCAGAGACUUCAAUCGUAGCAAAAGGCUCAUACAAAGCUCCUUCACACAAAAUGUCUUCGACGAUACCCAUAUCUCUGGAUCCGAGCACGGCUUCGUAUGGGCUGUCUAUAGCGCAUACAGCCAUCACCACCAUUUAACUCUACGACCUGACGAUGUUUGGUUUUCGAUCCUCUCACAGUUGAGAUAUUACAUCCCCGCACAUGCCGAAGAGCUACGAUCCUUUUUCGUUUCCCACGAGGGGAAAAAGAAGCUCGAAUUAGUCGCCGAUGGGGACAUCAAAACCGUCGAUUUCGGAGCCCUCGCGCUAUCUAUGACCCAACUGGUCCAGGAAAACGUUAACGACCCCGACCUACGCACCUGGAUUAUGCCCAACUUUAGUACUACCACACAGACGGACCGCGUCGUGGCAUCUGUAUUGAUGAUGGGGGCCUUGCAGAAAUACUUCGACUACGAGAUAGCACUAGACUGCGGCAUCCCAACCGUGACAUUGCUCGGUGAGCGCGAUGAUUGGGAACAAAUGUUGUGUAAACUGGAUCCCAUUUGCCGACUUGGAGAAGAACCUACGUGCUUUGUCUCCCUGCUGCGCCCGGUUCUCCGGCGAUUUGUGGCUUCCUUUGACAACCCGACUUCGCCCGAUAUCAUCGACUUCUGGAACAAAUGCGCCCAUAAAUCUGGCGGAAGCGGAACCCAUUAUCUCUCGGGCUGGCUGACGGCGUUCUGCUUCUGGGACGAUGAGGGUCGUUCGUUGUUCGGGCAUGGUCCCCGGAAGGAGGUCUCGCUGGGUGAGUGGGAUGGCGAAUGCGCGGGAUGUGAGCUCGACGGCAUUUACUAUCACCGGAUGGACUCUUGGCAAAUCCCAGCGGGGGUUGGGUCAGUCCCUGUCAAUGUACGCGAUUACGAUAGCACUGAGCACAGUAUGGUGAUGUUGGCUGGUUUGCCUGGAAUCCAAGCAGUGUCCUCUGGCCUUGAUGGUUCGGGUCCUCUUGAUUCAAUCCGACCACUGUCCGGAUGGUGGAUUUAUGAGAAGGAGGGCCUUGCGGAGGAGGAGAGACGGGAAGAAGAGGCGAAGGUGAUUAAUGAGGAAUUGAAGGUUAUGAGAGAGAUGGAUAAUGACAAGUGCGAUAUGAAGCGCAUGAUCACAUUGUUGAAUAGGAGGGAAGAACUUCUGACUAUGUAA